AAAAUGAUACAAUACCCAUACAAACCACAAAUAAGAACAACAACAGAUGACGAUAGUUUAAUAUCGCUAUCAUCUAUAUUGACAGCACCAGCAUCACAAGUACAUGGUAUGGAAUACUGUAAUGUGUACAAUAAAAGCCGACUGAUCAUAUUUUAGUCCAUGUAUUGUAAUAUUAUCUCAUGCAAAUAUAUGAAAAAUUCAUCAUUUUUCAAAAUCUCAAAAUUUUAAUUCAUUUAAUUUUCUGACUCGUAAUUAAAACUUUUCAACAUAAAAAGUAUUGUUUUAUUCAACUUUUACCGGUCUCUCGAAUGAGAUAUUACUUGAAAAAAUCAGCUUAUCAUUGUUCAGUUAUAGUCAAAAUACUAUAAUUAGUGUAUUUUUUAAUUUUAGGGGCUCUUUUCAGAAGAUAUUUUCUAAUUUAAGAGUAAAAUGUUUUGAAAGGAAAACAUAGUAGGAUAUAACUAUGAAAAGUGUUUGAUUCUAUCCAUCGUUGGAUAGAAUCAAAUACUUUUUAGGAAAGAAUAAUUUGCGUCAUGCUGUUGUGGUUCCUAAUCUUUUUGCGAAACGUUUCUUAAAAAUAAAUUAACAAAUAUGGCUCAUGAUCAAAUGCCUAAAGAUAGAAAUUUAUUGAUAAUUUGCCAAUAAAUAAAACUAAUGCUCAAUAUUCUGUUACGCUUUGCAGUUGUUUGUUUAUUUAGCUGAAGAUGUAGCACCGAUAACAAGUAUUGAAGAACAUCAAUCACAACAUAUUUCACGAUCUGAAUCGAAUCGUUAUGCACGCGAAAAAUUAAUGAAAAAAACAAAACAAACUGGCGAAAAUACAAAAUCAUCAUUAUCAUCUAAUGAAAAAGGAGCCGCAUCAGUAUUUACGCCUGUUCCAUUAUUAAUAACUUCUGGUCUUCGUGGUGGUAAAAUAUUAGGACGUCAUAUUCGUAGGGGUGUUAAUUUAGUUUUAUUUUUCAUUUAUAAUAAUGGAUAA
Molecule: messenger RNA, 979 nt
Organism: Didymodactylos carnosus
Lineage: Eukaryota; Metazoa; Rotifera; Eurotatoria; Philodinida; Philodinidae
Source: the annotation of a GenBank genome assembly